Messenger RNA from Aureobasidium vineae, 660 nucleotides. Lineage: Eukaryota; Fungi; Ascomycota; Dothideomycetes; Dothideales; Saccotheciaceae. The record is from the annotation of a GenBank genome assembly.
AUGCCCAUCAUCAGGAAUCCCUUCCGUCGCACCGAAGAGGUUGCGCGUGCUGUCGAACCCCAACCUGACCGUCGCAAUGUCUCUGCCCCGCGUUCAAUCGAGAUCAAGGAGCCUGCCGAAUACAACGGCGUCUACCUUCCUGUAUGCAGUCCCUCUCCCUACUCGUCCGUUCCCCUGCUGAUGCACCCUUCCCAGCCUUCUCCGACCGAGCGCAAGACCUUCUGGUCGACCAAGUCAAACAGCUCGACCAACUCAUCUACCAACCACCGAGCCAUGCUCAGCGAAGAGCCAUUCAACAUUUCUAGANGAAUCCUUCGACUCAUACAGGCGCUCCUUCCUCGCUCGCCCAUUAUCCCACCCGAGGGUCGUCCUCGCCAAUCCCUCGACUCAUCAUUCCACCGCCAGCCCCCACGUAGCUCAUUGGCUCUCAACAGACCUCUACCAACAGCAGACGAAGGCUUCGAAGAUGUCGGUCUCGAAGACCCCAAGCCAAAGAAGCGCGGCUUUCUGUCACGCCUGACAGACAGCAACGACGAUGGCCCGGACAGUAGGCCCACAUCAAGUCACCAUGGCUUCCAUUUUGGCAGCGGUCGCAAGAGAGGUCAGAGUGGUCAAGGUGCUGAGCUGAAGCCCAUGACCGACAAGGCAAACGACGAGUAA